UUGUAAAACUACAAGUUAUACUCAACUCUUUCUCAAAACUAAUCCCAACUUCAACGUAUCUUGAUCAAAAAAUCAUUUCUUUCCUGAGAAGCUAGGACCAUAGCUAUGGCUUUCAAUAAUACAAUAGAAUACCUCGAUCUUAUGGAUCGACUAAACCGAACCCAAAUUCCUGACGAUGUUGUAAGAAACUUGAGGAAGUUCAACGCCACUAUAUACGAAUCAGAUCUGGAGAAAAAGUAUGGCGAACCUCUGGAAGUGAUUGGGUACUACAUCAUUUUCGCAUCCCUGUGUUGCAUCAUUGCAACGGGGUUUGAUUUAGUACAUGGUUUUCGGAGCAAAAAGCUAUGGUUCCCGGUUAAAUACUUUCCUCUUAAUGCUGUUACUCUCGCCGGGAUAACUGUAGCAAUGAAGUUACCCGUGGAUCUAAGUGGUUCUAUGCCUGGUGCUGUGGACCAAGUGGCAAAGAUCGGAAGCAUCGCCUUUAUGUGCACCAUAAUGGCUAAUUUCUUGCCUUCUUUAGCAACCAUGAAUAGCAAUGAGCUUUUGACAAACGUCAUAGCUUUGAGUGUUCUAGUAAUAACCUUGGUGGUAAAUAUUUGCAUCCAAAUAUCUACUGGUGUUGUUGGAAAUAUUCCCCACAAAGAGUUUGAUAUUAAAUUACUUGAACGUGUAUAUAACACUCAAUAUCAGCAAAACGAAUUUGUAUGGAUAGGAAUAGCCAUACUCAAUGUGGCUUUGUUGCUCUUGUUGUUGAUAAUACUUGUAUCUUCAUCUUUUGCGAUCCUAAAUUCCAAGCAAAUUAUAGAACUAAAAUACCAAGAAGUUCAUGAAAAAGCUUUAAUAGAUGACCUUCACUCAACCGGAGAGUUAUUAACCGUUGAGAAGCUACACCAGCAAGUGAGCAAGUACUGGAUCAUGGCAGGAAGUGGCAGCCCCCAAUUCAUCUCAGCAUGCUCUGUUACAACCACUGCUUCUGGGGUAAUAUGUGUUUUAACCUUUCUCUUGCACCUUCUUACUAUGUUGUGGACAAUUGCUUUAUGUGUAGAACCGGAGACAAAUCCAACUAAAUCCUAUGAUUCACCAUAUAAAUGGUCAACAUUCGGUAUUUUCAUAGUACAAUCUAUCGGAAUCAUACUUGGUACAGUUGCACCAUUUGCUAGAUGUUUUGCAUCCAUAAGCUUUAAGCUGUCCAUUAAAAGCAUGUUUAAAGUAGAGAAAUACUGGUUUCAAACGUUACUAGACUGGAAAUAUGGAAGUAUUUCACUCCCAUUACUUCGUAUUUCAUUCCCAUUUGGUAAACACAAAUCCAAGGUGGUCAUCAGGACUUUGAAAAACGUAGUUCUCCACUUUUGUAUAAUACUUCAGGUGGUAGUUGUGGUAGUAUGCAAGAUAAUAGUGUUGGUCCCCUUUCCCCUUACCAUAUGUUUGCGUUGUUUGAAGUGGUUAUUUCGGGCCGUGUUUAGUUCAGGGGGGGAAACGAAUGAAAACACAGAACAACGCAAAUAUGUUUUGCAAGUUGGAAAUGAACACCAGCUUGCUGAGAGCACAUUGAAACGUUUAUUAAAAUCUCUCAGCGAAUUGAUCAAAAAGAGUGAAAAGAAAGAACCCAAACGUCUCUUAAAUCUAAUUAAAGAAAACCCCAAUAAAAAUUUUCAAGGAGUUAGAAUGUUCGACAAGGACGAUCAUCAUGUUCAGUGUUCACCAUCAAAAGUAGAAUAUCAAGAUUGUUGGAGCUUAACAGCGGUAACGUUAACAACCAUUGCCAUUACUCUUCCUAACAUUGAAAAGGCGAAACGUGAUAGCUUGUUGAAAAGUGUGCGGCAAGGCCUUGAAUACGUUACACUUGUAGAAGAAACGCUCGAUCUUAAUGUCAGCAUUCAAAACGCCGCAAAAAUAUUGUGGGAAGAGGUUGAUUUCCGUCACAAAUGGUUAGGAAGCAAGUUGAAAAAAAUUGCUUCUCAAGUGAAUAAAGGUGGUGCCCAAGUAGAUGCAAAUCUGCAAAUUGUUCAGUUGUUCUUGAAGAAAGCUACAUCCAAGAUCGAGAAAGGGAGGGGAAGUCCGAAUAUUUGUGCAAACUCAAUGUCUUGUGUCACUGAAAGCAUCAUUAGAGACAAAGAAAGCCACAAGAAAUUAUUCCAUGAAUUAUCAUCAAGGAUCACCGACAUAAUGGCUGCAUGUCUCACCAACCUACCUCAUGCCAUAGCAAAGAAGUGCCACACUAGUGUGAUAGAGAAAAGGGAGGAAAGUGUCAAAGUUGCAGCCAAACUUCUAGGUGAGACGAAGAAGAUAAUCAACAUCCUUCAAGAAGAUUAUGAUAUUCCAAAUAUGGAACCAAAAGACUUGCCAUUUAUUGAUAAAUGGUGUGCUUAUUUAAGUGGACCCUGAAUCACAGUAAUGAAAGUGCCAAGCUAAUAUGAUUCAUAUGGACCACACCUACUCCUCAAAGUAAAUCUGGUGAUAUCAAGAUCGAAUUAAUAUGAUCUUUCUAAAAAUUGUGUUGUAUUUUGGUUUCUAGUUAAUUUGUAAAGUUAUAACAAGUUCUUCUGGUGAAGUCCUUGUUUGUAAUAAUGUGCCCUAUCUAUAUUUUCCUACAUGUAAGAUAUAUUUUGCUCGUUAUAUGUAUUUUACUUUUGGUAUGGUU
This is a messenger RNA of Helianthus annuus (common sunflower), 2641 nucleotides long. RefSeq lists its product as uncharacterized. The record is from RefSeq and is a predicted model, not a curated record. NCBI's taxonomy places the organism in Eukaryota, Viridiplantae, Streptophyta, Magnoliopsida, Asterales, Asteraceae. The transcript has 2 exons. The coding region runs from base 106 to 2385 and encodes 759 amino acids.